Sitodiplosis mosellana (orange wheat blossom midge) is the source of this 5929-nucleotide messenger RNA. Its product is annotated as mucin-17. The coding region runs from base 33 to 5090 and encodes 1685 amino acids. NCBI's taxonomy places the organism in Eukaryota, Metazoa, Arthropoda, Insecta, Diptera, Cecidomyiidae. The transcript is spliced from 4 exons. The record is from RefSeq and is a predicted model, not a curated record.
UCUUUCUAUUUUCCAGAUCUAUGAGCACUUAAAUGAUGGCGAUUCAUUCAACGAUCAGCCCGAAAGUCUUAAUUUUUAGUUUAGUUUUUUGUUCGAUCACACUGAGGACCACAGCCGAAGAGAAGCGAUGGUCUAGACAAAUAUCGAAUGCUGGUUUCCUAAACGAUUGGAUUCCCGUUCAGCCGCAGGCACAACCGCAACCUAGACAAACAAAUGGACGUGUAUUGAACUUUGGUCCACCAUUCGCACAGAAUGAAUUCAAUCAGCAACAGCCAUCGGUCGGAUCGACCACAACCAAUUUGGGUGAACCAUUCCAACGGAUUUUCUUGCAGCAAAUGCAUCCACCCAAUUUGCCUAUUCUGCCACAGAAUCAGCAACAAUUGCAUGUGAGCAAUUUCCAAUCGACACCAUUCCGUCUUCACAAUGAAAUGCAAUUGAAUGCCGGCCCAUUAAACACUGGACCACAACAUUUCCUGUUGCAACAUCCACAGCCCGAAUUGCCCACACCACAGUUCAGAUAUCCACAAUUCAAUCCACAAACCAAACCAGAUUUCGUGCGUAAUGGUGAUUCUAGUCUUCAACCACCACAAACACAGCAGUUAAUUCAAAGCGAACCGCCACAACUGAAAACCAACGGUUUGGAAAAUCAACAGCCAAGCCUCGAAAUGCAAGUACCACCACAAGAAGAAGUACAACUUUUGUAUGUUCCAUUGGAUACUUUGUAUCAUCAGCAGCAAGAAAAACUUCAACAAAAUACGCGAUACAAUAUUUUACCAUCGCCAGUAAAUCCAUUGGCAAUCAACAACUUUUAUACGCAUCAUCAAAAAUUCCCAGCCACAACUGUCACACCAACCGGUACACCAUUCAAAAUUACGACUCCACCUGCAGCCAAACUGAGAACAACCACAUCGAAGCCCGUUCAUCGAUUUUCAUUCAAUACAGUAACCGAAAGCCCAAAACCAAAAUCACAUCAACCCCCAUUGGCCAUGUUCAUGCGGAACAGUCUAUCAGUCGCAAACAGCCCAUCAGUGAAUGAUGUGUUGUCGCAUUUGGUGUUCUCACGUUCGAUCGAUGUCAUUGAUGCGGUAGGCGGCAAUGCACCAAACAUUUUCAUCGGUCCGUACGGUCUCAAUACACCAGAUGGCUAUUCGAAAUUCGAAUUACCAUACUUGUCAGCACUCGAACAAACUCGCUCUGACCGACAAAUCAAUAUGUUACCAUUCUUCGUAGCUCCAUUAAGUUAUCGUGCACCAAAAGGAUUUGCUAAGAUCCCGUUACCAACGCCGCAUGUCGGAUCAGUUGUUGUUAAUACACCAAACUCCAUUCCAGAUGUAAAUAGUUACGAUAACAAAAACUUCUUCUCGGACGCAAAAUUGCAUCAACCGACAACGAAAAAGCCAGCCCAAUACUUUAGUUAUUCGACACCAGCACCAGAACGAUCACGUACCACAUCACGAUUCCGUUUCGGAAGUGAAGUGUCAAAACCAACAUACCAACAAAACGAACCGGAAGUUGUGUCACCAACACCAACGACACCAUCCAGCCUAAACAAUUUCAGUACAUUCAAAUCAACUCCGGCGUACAAGGCACAAAUCGAUAAUUUAUUCCAACACUCAAUUGCAAGCGAAUCCGAUGAACAAAACUUCAAUAGUUUCGGUAGCAAAUACCACACAACCAGCAACUUUGCAACAGCUGCACCGCCAAAACAAGCGUCACAACCUGUCGUAGAUUACCACCGAUUGAAAGAUGAAGGCCCAUCAAAAUAUCCAUUUACUAACACGCAACCAGUCAACACAACCGCAUUCACAUUCCAAAAAGAAGAGCCACAAAGUGUAUUUGGCAGUUUUUUCACGCAAACACCGACCGCAUCAUUCUUCAACACACCGGAACCAGUUGUACCAGUUGUCACGACAAGGCAACCCGAAGUGACUAAGUUCGAUGUCACAAAUUUCGACGAACCACAACGCUACAGCCCAUUUGUAAGCUCAACGCCACCACCAACAAGCACAUCAACUACCAGCACACCAUCGGGACAUGACGACGAAGACACGUAUCGAAAUGAUGAAAUUGAAAAAAUGAAAUCAUAUUUCCGUGAACAAGAAGCAUUCAAAGUGCGCAAUCCAAUUGCAAUCUCAACACCGGCUGCCUACUAUGAAAGCUCAUCGACCGGAACACUUGCCACUGAAAAGGGUUACAACGAAUUCAGUACAAUCCCAACGAGAUCGAAUUAUUUCACCAAAGAGCCCAAACAACACACUCAAAAUGUGGCCACAACACCACGCACAACGGUCACCUACUACACAGCUUCAUCUUCUGCAGAUACGUCGUCUGAACAAGAUGUGCCACGAUUAAAGGGUCACUCGGUGCAUAAGUUCCGAUUUGUUGAUUCAGUGGUUAAGGAUGAAAAUCAAAUUCCAACCACACCAAAACCCGAAGAAAAAUUCAUUCAACACGAGCCAUUGCAAUACAAUGAAGUGUACAGUACAUCGCCACGCUAUGAAACAACCAGAGCUCCAUACCGCGAAAGACAAACGAUUCCACCAUUUGAGGAGAACACGGCAACGUACGACAUUCCAUCUGAAUUGUCACCAAUUCAAUCAAAUUUGCCUGGAUUAGUAAAUUCAUUAAUGGAAAAGGAUGGAAAUACAACACCAUAUGUAACGGUACCGACAACAUCGCCGGUUUCGAUUACGACAAGACGAUCAAGUAUUUCACGCACCAGAACCAGACCACCAACUACACCACGAACACAUCAAAUCGAUGAUGGUUCAGCGCCUGAAAUCACAACACGUCGUCCAGUCAGAGGAAGACGCCCAAUCAACUAUGCCAAUCGUACUUCAACCGUGCGCACAACCACUCCUCGAAAUGUAAGUCGUGUUCGAUUUAAUCCAACCACCGAUGAACGGAAUAACAUUCGUACCAGCACACGAACACGAGCCCGAGUCACCGGUCGACCAGCCGGAAAAGAAGAAGAAAACAUUGAUUACCAACGUGAUGUGCUCAAACAAAACUAUCCGGUUAUAACGAAGAACAUCAACAAAUCAGUCGAUGAACAACCAAACAGAGCAUACAGUUUUAGUCGUGAAACAACAAUUCCACCAUUCGAACAAGUAAAAAUCGAAAAGAAUGUUGAAGUAUCGUACAGUGAAAAGGAAUCAACGGUACCCGAGCGAUAUUUUGGUAGCAAAGAUGAUGGCACAAGAAUUCAAAAUCAAUUAUUGCAAAAAGAACCAGAAAUUCCUCAAAUCAUAUCGACAACCACUUAUACAUCCAUCCAAAAUGAAGACAAUCAAGAAGAAAUCACUGAAGUGCUGAAAACACGCAAACCAUCAUUCAUUCGUCGUGUUCCAACAUCCACCGUACGAUCCGUUACAACGCAACGAUACACCACUCAAUCUCAAUCUCAGUCUCAAUCCGAAUACGAUCCAAACAGAGCCAAGGAACGAAACUCGGUUCGACAGAAAAAUUGGCAAGAAACUAGUUCGGCGGCACCACGCAUCGCAAAACCACGCGUACGUGGAAAGCGACCACUUGUAAUUGCCACAACAACGGUGAAUCCAACCACUGAACUCAAUACGGACCAAUCAUUCCAACAAAUCAAUUCGUUCAAUAAAGGGUUUUACAAAGAAUCUCUAUACAACAAGAAAACCACUGUAAACGACACCAAAAGCUCACCCGAAAAGAGAAAGAAUCAAUUCCGCUUCUCUUUGAACGCUGAGGAAAGUCAAUGGUCAGCUAAAUUCAAUGCAAACUCAUUCCAGCCACUCAGUCCAAAUGAAAAAUCAAAAUCAUCGAAUAAUUUGCCUGAAGUUGAAAUCGUCACCGCUUCACCAAUGUCGGAUUCGGAAAAGGAAACGUACUCGUUUAAUGUUCAGGCGAAUUUCUUCGAUUUUAAUAAGAACAAAGAGAAUGAUAGCGCAUCAACAACGACACAGCCGGAAACAAAUAACGUUGAACCAGACACGGUUUAUAGUAAUGAAUUAGGCAAAAUCAGCUCCAAUCGAAAUGUUGGCACGGAAGAGAACAGCGUACAAAAUUCGAGUCCACAAUUUGGUGAGAAUAAAUCUGGAAAGGCCGGAACAUCAGAUCAAGAAUCUGGACAAAAAUCAGAGAAGAAAGGAAGGAGACGUGGAGUAUGGAAGCGUGUUCGUGUUCGGCCGGUAGAUAGCUUUGAAACGGCUGAAUCGCAAAAUAUCGGCAAACAAUUGUACAAUACCAUCAUUAGUGACAAUGUUAAGGAAUUUGGUGAGCGCAAUGCUAAAAAACCAGUUGGUGCACGUAUAAUCUCAAGCCCGUCAGCUUAUGCAUACGAAGAAACCAUUAACUAUAAUGAUGACAUCGAUCAAAAUGAAAACAAUGAACCAGAUGUACAAACAGUUUUACCCAUGCAAACGACCGAAUCAACAAAAGACGAUUUUGAUCUGACUACAAUGAGUAGUGAAUCGGUUGAAUCCAGCGAAAUAACCACUGAAUCCAUUGAAAAAGAUGAACGAGAAUUGGAGGCUACGUCAACAGUUAACUAUAAUGAUUCAGAUGACUUGACCACAACGAUAAUGCCAUUCAUUUCAUCGGGGGAUGAUUUGGAAAGUUUGGAAAAAUCAACGGAACGACCAAAAACCAAUACAGCAUCCGCCCAUGAUAAGAGUAUCAAAAGCAAUGUUAGCGAUCAAAUAAGUGAACCAAGUAGCAUUAUGGAUGAGGUUAAGCAAAAAUUGACUGAACUCUUCUCAUUUGAGGAUGAUGAUGUGGUGGUCAGCACAACGGAACGUGUAUUCAAAUUUAAUCGCAAUUUCAAACGGCCAAAAUCUCCUUUACCACAUUACACCACCGUUGACCGAAAUCCAUUGGUAAAUGACAUUGCGAACGAUGAAAAAGAUAGCGAAAGCGGUGUUAAAUCAUCGCCAGCUUCAAUGAAAUUGGAGCCAGUCCCCGUAUUAAAAACGAUCUUACGUCCGAUAACAGAACCCUCAUCCUUUCACAAAGAACUGAUGGAUUCUGUAAUUUAUGCAACGUCAACAUCAACAGAAAUUACCGAAUCAACCGAAAUUUGCUACCGAGGCAGAUGCGUAAAAACACACAAGAAACCAUAAGUUUCUUUCAUUAUUGAUCGACGAUAAAUCGAGCAAUUUAGAUUACAAUUUUCUUAAUCAUUCCAUUUUCGACUGAACGAAUGGAAUACUAUCUAAUUCUAAUUCUAAAGAGAAAGAAAAAAAAAAGAAAAAAAGAAAACAUAAACAUCAAUGAUGCAAUUACCAAGGUUUUGCCAAGAAUUUUGCCAAAUAAAAAGACAUACAAUCACACGACUCGAAUCGUACGUAUGGUGAAUAUACGACUCGUAUAUUGUAACACACUUCGUCCGGUAAUCCAAAAUUAAAUGUAAAACAUGUUAGUUGAUAAGCCUUUUUGACAAGUUGGGAACAAGAAAUUGAAACGAAACGACGAAAUUUAUUAUUAUUAUUUUUUUAUUAUUUCAUUAAAUCAUCAUUUUCUAGCUGCAUCCAUUUCGCCAUUUCGAUCACCAUAGUAAUUUUUUUUAAGAGAGUGAAAAAAAAAACAAUUUCUUCUCCCCGAUUUUCAUAGAUUUUUGUUUCACAGAUUUUUUUUUUUGUCUAUCUUCGUUACUAAGUCCUUUGUUAACAAUAUUUAUUUAUUUCGUUUGUACUAUUUUAAAAAUAGAAAUGAGAAAAAAAAGAAAAAAAAAAGAGAAUCCUAUUAUUAUGAACAAAAAGAUACCAUGAUGAUGUGAAAGACAACAACCUUCAAAAUUUGAAAAUUUGUGCGACACAUACAACAAAUUACUCAUCUUCCAGUCGCCAACCAUUAAAUCUAUCAUUGCCUUCCAAAUUAUGACGCGUUCUAACAAUUAUCGAUUUAUAAUAGGUUGAAAUGUAUGUUAACUGAUAAAAAAUAAAUAAAUUAUAAAAACAUA